Molecule: messenger RNA, 3940 nt
Organism: Adelges cooleyi (spruce gall adelgid)
Lineage: Eukaryota; Metazoa; Arthropoda; Insecta; Hemiptera; Adelgidae
Product: RRP12-like protein
Exons: 21
Coding region: 152-3925 (1257 amino acids)
Source: RefSeq, a predicted model, not a curated record
GUGACUAUAGUCUACUGUCUAUAUCGACUAAACGCAAAACUCGUGAAAUUUUAGUUGUUACUCGUUAGGCACGAAACGAAUUUCGUGUUAUUUAUUUUAACUAGUAUUACAAAGAAUCUAUAAAUCGUUUUAACUUCAGUUGAUUGUUAUAAUGGGGAAGUUUCGCAAAAAGUUGAAAUCUAAGGGCAAACGAUGGCAAAAAGGACAAAGCUCGGUAACAAAUCCAGAAACCAAAAAGUUUCGCUCACAAGCUCAAACGAACUUCUGCAAACCAAUGUUCGGUUCAAAUCAUUUAGGUGAUGGGAAGAGCCUGUUGACUGAAAACACUCUUAAACAACACAACAGCAUUACAAAUGGCUUAAAUGGGUUUAAACCUGAUGAUGCGAUGUCCCAAACAAGCGCGUCAGGUGCAACUUAUAAGACGUUUGAAACGUUUGCUUCAGAUUGGAGCUCAUGUACAAAUCCAUCAUUUAACAGAUUAUUGAAAAACUUCAGUUCAAAUUCGUUUUUACAUAAAGAAAUGUUAGCUAUACUAGCAGCCCUCACUGAAGUCAUCAAGGAUAAUGGUGGUAAAGAGUCUUCUACUGAAUAUUUUGCUGCGCUUAUCACUACUCUACAAACGACGUUGAGUAACGCGCAAGAUGAUUGUGAAGAUAGUAUCACGGCCAUGGUUACAUUGUUGAGCAUGGGUAUGAAAUGUGUACCCAAGGAAGUACUUUGCGCCAAGUUUGGAACUACCGCUCAAACGUUAAUUACAAUACUCGGCAAAUUUGCUGAAUCCGACAACAACAAUUUGUUAAAAUCGAUGUUUAGUUGCUUAUCGUUGUUACUUCGUACUCAAGAAAAAAUUGUUUGGUCGCAUAGCUCUACAAUACAAGUAUAUGAUGCAAUUUUAAAUUUUAUCAUACAUCCCAAACCUAAAAUUCGAAAGGCAGCACAACACGCUGUUUGUGCUAUACUGAAAAGCAAUAAAGACUCAAUCCAUCCAAUGUCUGGAUAUACAGCAUCACAUUGUACACAAAUAUUAACGUCGGUCGGCACAGCGACUAAUAGUAUAACUACUAUUCUUCAUGUUUUGACAUUACUAAAAGAACUAAUGCCCGUUUUUCCAAAAAAAGAACUUAAACCUCUUUGCGAAGAAGUUUUAAAAUUGAUGACGUUAAAUCAUCCAUUGUUACUGUCUUGUGGUUUUCAAGUGUUUCACGGACUAUUUGUUUCUUACCCUUCACCAGAGCAUAAUCUUUCAUCGACAUUAAAUGCUAAAUUGUUAACAGCGCUUUUUGACUACCGACCCACGCCAGUUGAUACUCAACCGACUUUAGCUUGGUUGGCCGUACAACAAGAAGCAUAUAUAUGUCUCUCAAAGAGCGAUUUACCACUGUGCAUUUCUAAUCUUAAAAAAAUGUUCAGAGUGUGUAUUGAACUAUGGGUUGGCGGAAGCCCAGAAUCAUUAAGAGCCGCCGGAUGUACACUGCGAACGCUUAUCGAAGAAUGCAUAGGACAGGCCACGGAUUUAAAUUAUAAUCCAGCAAUUGCUGACUUAUUUAAUUUAGUCACACAGUGUUUGUCGUAUCAGUAUAAAAAUGCUUGUCCUCAAGUUUUACAUACAAUAUCUACAUUUUUUAAAGCUUAUGGUAAACAAGCUCCACAUAUAUUUUUAGACUGUGUGAAGUCAUUAGGCCAACUCAGAGACUCAAAUGAAAUAACAUUUGUCAACGAACUGGAAAUGACCAUAGGAGCUGCUAUUAAAUUUAUAGGUCCUGAGCAUAUAAUUUGUGAAAAAGUAGUUCCCUUAAAGGUUGAUGACGUUGGAGAAUUCAAACGCAGUUGGUUGUUACCUGUUUUAAAAGAUGGUAUAUCCAACUCCACUUUAAAAUGUUUUGCUGAUCAUUUUUUGCCAUUAGCGCUUAAAUGUCGUGAAUUGUAUGAAAAUGCGUUAAGAGCCAACGAUAAAGUUGCCGGCAUUAGUUAUGAUCUCCUCGAAUCACAAAUCUGGUCUUUGUUGGUUAGUUUUUGUGCAAAUCCAUCUGAUAUAGCGCAAUCGUUUCGGAAUAUUGCAAAAACAAUGGGUACAAUUUUGAGUUCUCGUAAAGGAUUGAGAGACACAAUCCUUAUAUCUUUAAGAAGACUUAUAGAUUCGGCGUCUAAAGAAGACUCUUCGCCUGACGACAAACUUCAACUUGGUUAUUUUGCUAAAAACUUUUUACCAAUAUGUCUGAAUUUGUAUACAAAUCCUGCACGCGGCACUGACGAACAAGCCACAAAGGUUUCUGCGCUGGAAACGAUCAAAGUGUAUCUAACAUUGGCCGACAACGUGUUAAAAGAACAAUUGUUCACCAAGUGUUGUGGUAUGUUGGACGAUUCGAAAAACGCAGAAACCGAAGUGUUGGAAAGCAUUCUUGAUAUAGUGAGAGUAUUGGUUCCUUACCAGCCUGUGAAAACAUUAAAAUCAUUUUUCGACUCCAGAAUAUCAAAAGCUAAACAACUGAAAAACUUUAAAGAAGAAAAAAAAUUAUUUAGAAUUUUGGAAGAAAUCAGUGCAUCGCAAACUCCCACUUGUGAUCGUUUUAUCAGAAAAAACAUGGAAAAUAUACGUAACUUCAUACUGUCAACGGCUCAAAGCGCUGCUGCAACCAGCCGAGGACCUCGAUUACGUUGUUUAUCCAAUCUUCUGGAUCGUAUCGAUGAAGAAGGUUUGAUGCAAAAUAUUUUAGCUCAUUUGCCAGAAGCGGUCCUUUGUUGUAAAGGCUCCAAUGUAAACAAACGUUGUCGUGAAUGUGCUUUUCAAUUAAUAAACAAAAUGGCUACCAGAGCUGUUAGUAUUGAAAAUGGAAUAGACAACUUUUUGAACGCGUUAACAGCUGGAUUGGCAGGUUCCAUUCCCAUGAUAAGCUGUACAGUUCUGGCCGUAGCGUCCGUUCUGCAUAACCAUAAAAAUGCGAUUAGCUCGAAUCAAUUAGAAGUCACAAUAAGUAAUAUUUGUUUACUUGUUACGACCGGAACCAGAGAAGUGGUCAGUUCGGCUCUUAGUUUUUUCAAAGUGAUUAUAGCGUCGUAUUCAAAUGACUUAUUGCCUCACCUCUCUUCAAUAGUGGGAGCUCUGUCGAAAAUGACAGACGAUUGUAAACGAAAAUUCCGACAAGAAAGUAAAAAUAUUUAUCAAAGAUUACUCCGCAAAUUUGAUAUCCAACUUAUUAUUAAAUUUGUACCACACAACGACAACCAAACAUUGGUGCGUUUACGUGCAAUGAACAAAGAGUCAGGACGUUUAAAGAGAAAGAAGGAAAGUCACGCUAAAGAAAAGAAGGAUAGUAAAACUGAAACCGAUUUCAGUCUCAAAACCAAACCUAAAACCUUUGAAGAGAUAUUGGCAGAAUGUGAAGAAGAUGAUGAUCUAUUAGAAACUAACAAUGAUAGAAAACAAAAACGCAAAGAUACUGGAAAGAAAAAGAAAAUGGCUGAAAACUAUUUGCAUGAAAGCGAAGAUGAUAUAUUAGACUUUACGGAAGCAACGACAAACAGGAAUAUCUUACAUUCAAAACCAACGAAUAAAGAAGAUGGAAGAAACGUGUAUAGAAAAGACGAUGAAGUGAAAAUAGCACCUGAUGGUCGCUUGAUCAUUGUUGACGAACCAUCUACUCAAACACCAAAAAUGGAAGUUGACAAAGAGGAGUAUUCCAGUGACGAAGAUGUAACAUCAAAAAAUAAACCUAAAUAUACCCCCGGAGGCAAAGGAAUACAUCGGCCGUUGUCGAAAAAUAAAAGGAACGGAAAAGAAGUAAAAAGGUUAAAAAAUAGUCCACGAGUUAACAAUAAAACUAAAGGGAAGAAACAAAAAGGAAGCGUACGACCGUUUUCUUACACUAAUUUAAGUAACUUUGGAGAAUCAAAAAAAAAAAAAAAUGUAAAUAAAAAAAACAAGUAAAUAGUUUUAAUUAAA